Cooperia oncophora is the source of this 636-nucleotide messenger RNA. The record is from the annotation of a GenBank genome assembly. Lineage: Eukaryota; Metazoa; Nematoda; Chromadorea; Rhabditida; Trichostrongylidae.
AUGGCGGGCGCUUUCAAUCCCGCGGACCUCACCGAGGAGGAGAUGAGUCAGUUACGGAUAUUGCGAAAGCGCAAAAUGGAGCUCAUGAGUGAGAUCGACCACAUCAAGAAUGAGCUCCGAGACGUCGAUGCCGAACUUGAGUCAUUAUACUAUGUAGAUGAAGGGUCGCGAUCACGGCAUAAGCUAAUAUUCACGGGAAAGAAAAAGUUCAAUCAAGAUCCGGUGCGGGGUAUUGAAUAUCUCACUGACCGUGGCUUAUUAAGUCGUCAACCGAGUGCUAUAGCUCAGUGGUUGUUCAAGGGUGAAGGGCUCUCAAAAACGGCCAUCGGUGAACUGCUCGGACUGCACGAGCCGUUCUACCUUGAAGUACUUGAUCAAUUUGUACUGUGUCAUACCUUUCAGAAUAUGUUCAUAGUUGAUGCUCUCAGAGCAUUCCUGUGGUCUUUUCGUCUACCUGGCGAAUCGCAGAAGAUUGAUCGGAUUAUGGAAAAAUUUGCUCAACAGUACGUUGCUACUAAUGAAGGUGAGGUCCUUUUUACACCUAUUGUGAUACUUUCCGUUACAGUUCAAUUUUUCUAUAUUUUGUUGGUUAUCUAUGGGUUAUUCGAAAAGGAUAGUGCACACAACAUCGAUUAA